UUUCCUUUCAAGGCGCAAGCCCAGUACAGCAUUGUAUGGAUAGUGCAGAGUGAAUAAUAAAAGGCGCAGAGAAAGGCAAAAGGGAUGUCAAAAGGGCCUGUCUCGAACCUUUCCGUGGCUUCUAUCUCGUCUCCCGCUACCGCAAACGUACUGCAAGCGCAGCCGGAGAAACCACAGCACUACACAUAUUUAAAAGAAUUCCGCACUGAGCAUUGUGCACUUUUUGCGCAGCACAAAUGCACCCAACACCGCCCUUUCACCUGCUUUCACUGGCACUUUGUAAACCAGCGCCGCAGAAGGCCUGUGCGUCGUCGUGAUGGCACCUUCAACUACAGUCAUGAUAUCUAUUGCACAAAAUAUGAUGAGACAACCGGACUUUGUCCAGAUGGGGAUGACUGCCCAUUUUUACACCGAACUACUGGGGACACUGAACGACGUUACCAUCUACGUUAUUACAAAACCGGAAUAUGUAUCCAUGAGACAGAUUCAAAGGGUAACUGCACAAAGAAUGGACCACACUGUGCUUUUGCACAUGGACCACAUGAUCUGCGUUCUCCUGUUUAUGAUAUCAGGGAACUUCAGGCCAUGGAUGCACAUCAGAAUGGUCAGCUAGGUUUAGAAGGCUCACUUGAAGGACAGACAGCUAUUGCAGCCAGCAAUGCUAUGAUAGAGAAGACCUUAAGUGAGGAGCCAAGGUGGCAAGACUCAAAUUAUGUGCUGGCAAAUUACAAGACAGAACAGUGCAAGAAGCCCCCAAGGCUGUGUCGUCAAGGUUACGCCUGUCCCUACUACCACAACAGCAAAGACCAGCGCAGAAACCCCAGAAAGCAUAAGUACAGGUCAUCACCAUGCCCCAGUGUAAAACAUGGAGAUGAGUGGGGGGACCCAGCCAAAUGUGAGCAGGGCGAUUCAUGUCAGUAUUGCCAUACUCGUACAGAGCAGCAGUUCCAUCCCGAGAUUUAUAAAUCUACCAAGUGCAAUGACAUGCAGCAGUCUGGCAGCUGUCCACGAGGACCUUUCUGUGCCUUUGCUCAUGUAGAACCUUCUCCUGCCGAUGAAGAGGCUCAGUCUUCCUCAGCAAUAUCCAGUCCCACCCAACUGGGCAGUUCCUCCAUGUUCACAGUGUGUGGAGCUGUGGAUUCUCUUCCUGUCAGUCCCUCCAGUCCGCAGGCUCUGGACCUGGGCAACGUAUGGGCCAAAGCAGGGACCUUACCAAUGAGCCCCAUCACCUCUACAGCAGUAUCGGAUUCAUUAGGAGGUCUACCAGUGGGUAGUCCAUUGACCUCUAGCAUUUCAUCUAGUAUAACAUCCAGCCUAGAGGAGGCUCCUCCUAGCCCAAUUGGUGCCUGCAGUAUUCCUGGCAUGAAUGCCAAUGCCCUUCCAUUUUAUCCAACCAGCGACACAGUUGAGUCAGUCAUAGAAUCUGCUCUGGAUGACUUGGACCUUAAUGAUUUUGGAGUGGCAGCAUUGGAGAAAACCUUUGAGAGCCACUCUGUCUCCCAGGCAGGAAGCAUCAUGCUAGGUGGUAGUUUGUUGCAGAGUUCUGCCCCUGUGAACAUUCCCGGCUCCUUAGGAAGCUCCGCAUCCUUUCACUCUACCUCCCCAUCUCCACCAGUCACCUCGCUUUCAUCACACUUUCUGUCAUCCAGUCUUCAACAGCACCAGGGGCAGCUAAGCCAAUCAGAAAACGCCUUCUUGGGGACAUCGACUUCUCAUGGGUCACUAGGUCUUAAUGGAAUGAAUAGCAGCAUCUGGGAGCACUUUGUUCCUGGCAGUUGUUCUCCUAGCAGCUCACCAGCAUUUCUUACCAGUUCAGGAUCCAUAGAAUUAGUAAGACUGCGCCAUGAACUAGAUGAAGCAAACAACACAAUAAAGAGGUGGGAGGAGACCUGGAAACAGGCUAAACAGGCAUGCAACAACUGGAAGAAGGAGGUGGAAGAGGCUAAUGAGCGAAUAGCUUCAACUUCAAUGGAGUGCAAGCUUACUCGUGACCAGAGGGACAGUAUGGAGCAGAAGGUGAAGAAAUUACAGGAAGAAUUAGAAGAACUUCAUACAGGUCUGGAGCCACAACUGCUGAGUUCUUUCCCUGAUUUGGAAGGACUCUCCUUGUCCACAUUGUAUACCAUACAGAAACAACUGCGUACUAGUCUAGAACGGGUAGACAAGGCCAUAUACCAGCUGCAGAGUGUUAAAUGCCUGAAUUGUCAAGAGCUGAAUCGUAUUGUCCUACCAUGUCAACAUGCCAUGCUGUGUGAAGUCUGCUCAACAAAAGAGCAGUGUCCAGUGUGUGACACCAGCAGGACGCUACCUUCCUAGGAACUAGCUUUUAAGAUGUAUUGCCAUAGGAAGUUCAUUUCCGAUCCCUUCAUCCUUUUUUAUAUGACAUUUUUGCAGAGCACUUUGAACAUUUUGUUUUUAGCAUUGCUAAUUUGUAUCCAUACUUGAUUCCCCCCUUUGUAGGGGGUACAAAGUAUUUUGUAUAAGUACUUUUGCAUCCUUUCUCCCAGCAUGUGCUCAUCUGUGAGAGAGGAGCACUCUUCCAAGAUUUAUUGUCUAAAAUGCUGAACAUUGUCUUCCUAGAGUUUGGACUUGCUUUCCUGGGGCUCUUAGUUAACAUAUUCAAUACGUUGUGCACUGAGGAGGGGCGGCAUUAUAUCUGCACUGCUUCUCCACGCCAGCUGUCAUAGGGUUGAGGUAUUUUCUGGGCUGCGUUUUAGGCAAUCCACAACACAGGCAACCUUUUGAAAUUGUUUCUGUGCUAUGUUGGCAUUACCUGCAGUGUUUAUGUUCCAGGUCUGAUGGGGGCUCUGAUUUUAUGAACAGUAUAGCUUGAGUAAUGAUGAGGGUUGCAGUGCUUACUUGCAUGAAUUGUAUCCUCCCUUUUCGUUUAUCAAGAGUGAACCUGCUGUGUUUGUUUCACUUUAUUUGAUAUCAUGAUGCAUUCUAUAAUGUUCUGCAAGACCUGUAAAUCAUGUACUUUAUUUUCCUAGCAUCUGUGACUUUGUCUGUUUACUAGCUAUUUCAUAAAUUGAAUUUUCAUUUAAAGGUAAGAUGAGGGGACGGUGAGGCAUCUUACUUUUUAUUUUUUUAAAUAAAACAUUCAUUUUUACCUUAA
This is a messenger RNA of Protopterus annectens (West African lungfish), 3115 nucleotides long. It is a transcript of the gene UNK, whose product is annotated as unk zinc finger. The record is from RefSeq and is a predicted model, not a curated record. Gene Ontology annotation, biological process: cell morphogenesis involved in neuron differentiation. The transcript has 15 exons. Gene Ontology annotation, molecular function: metal ion binding; mRNA CDS binding. Lineage: Eukaryota; Metazoa; Chordata; Ceratodontiformes; Protopteridae. The coding region runs from base 85 to 2316 and encodes 743 amino acids.